This is a messenger RNA of Dictyostelium discoideum AX4, 1404 nucleotides long. RefSeq lists its product as hypothetical. Lineage: Eukaryota; Evosea; Eumycetozoa; Dictyosteliales; Dictyosteliaceae. Gene Ontology annotation, molecular function: oxidoreductase activity; FAD binding; flavin adenine dinucleotide binding. The transcript has a single exon. The coding region runs from base 1 to 1404 and encodes 467 amino acids. The record is from RefSeq and is a predicted model, not a curated record.
AUGGAAGAAAUAAAAAAUGAUUACACUUUUGUAGAUGAAUCAGAUAAAAAAGAUCAAAAAAUAAAUUUUAAAAACUUUAGAAAAAGAAUUCAAGGUCAAACAUUUAUGAAAGAUGAUUUGGAAUAUGAUAAGAUUUGUAAUGAAAGGUGGGAUCUUAAUUCAACGAAUUCUCCAAUAAUUAUUGUAAAAGCAAUUAAUGAAAAUGAUGUUGAAGAAACUAUUAAAUUUGUUAGAGAUAAUAAAAAAUUAAAAUUAGUUAUUAAGAAUACAGGUCAUAAUAAUAUAUCAGCAAUUGAUGGCUGUGAUGGUGUAUCGUUAGAUAUUAGUUUAAUGAAAUCAAUAUCAGUUGACCAACAAAACCAAACUGUUACAGUUGGUGGUGGUUGCACAUUUCAUGAUAUUGACCAAGUUACAUCUCAAUAUGGUUUGGCAACUCCGUUAGGUCAAAUUUCAUCAGUUGGAGUUGGUGGAUAUAGCACAGGUGGUGGAAUAGGUCAUUUAACAAAAUUAUAUGGUUUAUCAAGUGAUAAUUUAUUAGAAUGUAAAAUUAUUACAUCAAAUGGAGAAUCAAAAGUUUGUAAUAAACAUACAAAUUCAGAUUUAUUUUGGGUAGUUAGAGGUGCAGGUGGAUUUAUAGGUGUUAUAGUUUCAUUUACAUUCAAAUGUUACCUAAUUUCAAAUGUAGUUGUUGGAUCAUUUGUUUAUAAUAUUGAUGAAACAAAUAAUAAUGCAAAGAAUGCAUUGGUUGAAGUUGGUAAAAGACAUUUAAAUUCAACAGAUCCAUUAGUUUAUGUUAUUAAUAUUAAUGCUGGUUCACCUAACAAUGUUUUAAUAAAAGUUUUAUAUUUUUUAGAUAUUAAUACUCCAAAUUCAUCAAUGAUUGGUGAAUCAUUAAUUCAAGAUUUCCAAAAUUUGACAAAACCAACAACAUCUUCAAUUUCAAUUAUUUCAUAUACAAAAUUGCAAUGGGAAUUUGAUGGAAUAAUUUUACCAGGUAAAUAUUAUCAAGAGGGACCAUUAUUAAAAUCAACAAUUACUUCUGAAGUUGCUGAUUUACUUUUACAAGCAAUAUCAAAUCGUAAUCAACAAACAUUUUCCUCAAUUAUCAUUACUGAACUUGGAGGUAUGGCUAACAAAGUUCAUCAAAAUGAAAGUGCAUUCCCAAUUAGAGAUUCAACAUUUAAUAUUUUCAUCUCCUCUAUAAUCUUUACACCAUCCUUAGAACAACCUCUAAAAGAUUGGACAAAAAAUACAAUUCAUCUCUUAAAGGAUCAUAUUUCUGGUGAAUACAUUAAUACAAGUUAUUCAACAGAUAUGAAAUUAAUUUUCAAAGAAAACUUUGAAAGAUUAAAAAAAUUAAAAAAUCAGUAUGAUCCAAAUAAUAUAUUCCGUUCAUUAAAUUAA